Messenger RNA from Engraulis encrasicolus (European anchovy), 4873 nucleotides. It is a transcript of the gene cntln, whose product is annotated as centlein, centrosomal protein. Gene Ontology annotation, cellular component: centrosome; centriole. Gene Ontology annotation, biological process: centriole-centriole cohesion; protein localization to organelle. The record is from RefSeq and is a predicted model, not a curated record. Lineage: Eukaryota; Metazoa; Chordata; Actinopteri; Clupeiformes; Engraulidae. The transcript has 27 exons. Bases 281 to 4258 code for a protein of 1325 amino acids.
AGGGGGCACGCUAUUGCUAGCAUCGCAAACUGGAUGCAAUCACGCCCCUGGAAACUUUUGCUGCCAAACAACAUAAAGAAACACAGGCGAUGGACAUUGAUAGCUUAAGCGGUGUUUUUCUCAACAGUUCAAUGACCGAAUGUUUCAUUCUGCAUGUAAUAUUUGCUUCGAUGGCAUGCCCCAGUAGCUAAUUCGUCGUCUCUAGGGAAGUUCAACGUCCUUUUGACUCGGGGAUCAGGAUUAUCAGGCUAGGAUAGCAACAGGUAAUUGCAGUCGGAAAAUGGAUAAAGCAGACAUUGGACAUGUUUUUGUACUCGAGCAGGAAGUGAAAAGUUUGACAGAGGAACUAAGCCAAUGUCAGGCUGACAAAGAGUUUGUGUGGUCACUUUGGAAACGCCUCCAAGUCGCCAACCCAGACCUCACACAAGCCGUCAGUUUAAUAGUGGAGCGUGAAAGGGGGAAAGCAGAAGUUAAGGACAGAAAAGUGCUGGAGAUCCUUCAAGCCAAAGACUACAAAAUACAGGAACUAGAGCAGAAAGUGGCAGGGCAACAGCAGGAGAUAAACAACCUGUACCAGAGCAGGCAGCGCGGUGAUGGGGAGCUGAGCGUCAUGAAGACGGAGCUGGCAGCUCUGCGGCAGCGGCAAGGGAAUACCAGUCGGGAACUUAAGGAAUGGAGGGAGCGCAGCAAGAAGGCGGAGGAGGAAGGACGGCGCGUGGUGCGGCUUCUGGAGGAGGAGAAGCGGGGAUUAGAGGAGCGCUGCGCCUCCCUGCUAGCUGACCUGCAGAGGGCACAGGAGCAGCAGGCCCAACGCAGCCACCGAGAGGAGCACACACACUCCAAAGUCAAGGACUUGGAGCAGGAGUUGGGCAGUGUGAAACAGCAGCUGUCUGAUGCUGAGGGCCGGGUCUCAGAUCUCACUGGGCAGCUAAACGCCAAAGAACAAGAGCUCGCUCAGAAAGACCAGUGUUUGGUUCAGAUCAGGCAGGAGCUUGCGGGUGUGCAGGGUCUGUACAGCCAGAGUGUGGAGCACGCAGGUGAGCAGGCCGAGCUCAUCCAGCAGCUGGAGGGCCUCAACCUGGACACCCAGAGAGUACUACGCAGCCAAGAGCAGGCCCACACCGCAGACACCGUUUCCUACCACAAGCUGUACACCGAACUCAGUGUGACCCACCAGGCACUGGUGUGUAAUGAGUCUCAGCUACGGCAGCGGGAGGCGGGCCUGAGCGCGCAGCUCCGCGAGAGGGACCAACAGGUCCAGCAGCUGCAGGAGCAGCUGCAACAGCUUCACCUCCAGCAGCCACAGCAGCAGCAGCAGCAGCAGCAGCCACCUCCCUCCCAGCAGCAGCAGCAGCAGCAGCAGCCAAGGCAGGCAGGCUCCACCACAGUCUGCACUCAGACCAGACAGACCAACUCCCAGCACUUUGAGCAGCUGCAGCAGGAGCAGAGGGGAGAUGAGGCUGAGGGAGAGGGAGAGGGAGAGGGAGAGGGAGAGCAGGACCUCCCCGAUGGGCCUCCGCAGCUCCCGGGCCAGACUGCAGCCUCUCAGCCCCAGCCAGGUGAACCAGCAGGGGGCCUCAGCCAUAUCCAACACCCUCAACCCAGGAGCCGACAGUCACGGGGAACCCAGGAGGCCAAGGGGCGACGCUCCAGAUCCCUCUCCCCAGGGAGUGGCAACCAGGCGCCAGAGGAGGAGGCCGGUGCCAAGCUCCAGAGGCUGCAGGAACUACUGGCUCUCAAGACCGAGGAGAACCAAGCACUACGGAAGGCCCAUGACAGGCGUCAGGAUCGUCUGCGUCUGAUACAGACCAACUACAGGACCCUCAGGGAGCAGCUGAAGGAAGCAGAGGCGACGCAGGGACAAGGCCAGACAAGGACUGUUCGAGCGGAGCCCUGGGAGCUACGUCAGGAGAACAGCGAUGGUGUGUGGAAUGAGCUUGCCUUCUUCAGGAGGCAAAACAAGAAGCUCCUCGCUGAGAUUGCCAAUCUAGAGGAGGAGCUGGACGUGAUGCGAGUGCAGGCCGCCAUGGACCGCACCACCACUAGGGAGCUGCGCUUGUGCCUGGAGCGGGAACAUGAAGAGCUGCUCCAGACAGUGGCCACACCGGGGAGCGAGGUGAGCAGCAGCACACCCAACAAGCCGCGCACCCAGAGGCUGCACGAAUCCUUCCUCAGGAUUGAGGAGCUGGAACGGAAAAUGGUGUCUCUGGAGGACGAGACCCACCGCUUACAUGACGACAACCAGGAGCUCCGGGAGGCCAACGCCACCUUGACCAAGGCCCGCAACGAGCUGCAGUCAGCCCUCCACCGCCUCCGUAAAGACUGGGCCGCGCAGGAGGAGGCCUACCAGGCCAAAAGCAGUGCGGAGGUGGAGAGGCUGCAUGGCGAGGCUGAGGCGCUGCGGUCCGAGGCGGAGACCUGCCGCUGGGAGAUGGAGAGGGCCUGCCAUGAGGCGUCCCAGGCCAACCAGAAAGCCCUGCGGCUCAGGCAGGAAGUCGGGGUGCUGAGGGCCGAGCGGGACUUCCUCCGCACCGCCGCCGCCCGACGCAGAGCAAAGGGCCCGGCCGCACCCGUCAGCAGGAUCAAAGUCAGGACGGUGUGGAGCAGAGUUCCGUCGUACCAGCACAGAAUUCGCUCUCGCCCUCCCCCUGGCAGGGGACAGGCAAACAGGAGGAGAGGAAGCCCAGUCAGAGACGGGUGGGAAGACCUCAGUGCAGACAGUGGCAGUGAGGAGGAGUACUCGGACAGCCUGGACAACCCGCCGCUUGUCAAAUCCCUCCACAAGAAGACCACUCACAGGGUGUACAGGUGUGGUGGUGGUGGUGGCGGCGGUAGCAGCAGAGGCGGCUCGUCCCUGGAAGAGGAGCUCGGCCUGCUGGAGCCGCGGUCUCCGCCGCGCGGGCAGCGGAUGUACGAGAGGAAGAGAAGGACGCGGCGAAAGGGCUCGUGUGCGGAGACGCGUCACCGCCUGCUCUCCCUGCAACAGCAGCUCCGCGCGCUACAGCGGGGCCGGAGAGAAGCGGAGCAGCACGCUCGCGAACACCAGGAGUCGUGCCAGCAGCUCCGCAGCCAGCUGCAGACCCUCAACCAGAGGCUGGCCAGCAGCAAGCAGCAGACACAGAAACUAACCACUGAGUUAACUGGCAUGGAGCAGCAAAAGAAGAUUGUGGAGAUGGAGCUGGAGCAGUGGAGGCGCAUGCAGGUCCAUCUCCCGCCACCGGCCCCAGCGGCGGCCCUCCCCCCCUGCUGCAGCAGCAGCGCGGCGCCUGCGGAGCCCAGUAGCCCUGCCCUGAAGCAGCUGGAGGCAGAGGUCAAACAGCUCCAGACCAAACUCAAGAACGCCAGUAACGAGGUCACCAAACACACAGCUGCCAGCAAGAGCCUGAAAGCGGAGCUCAGCGAGAAGGACCAGCGCCUCCGGGAGCUGCAGGAGAAGCUGAGUCAUGCUGAGAGAGACAUUGUGAUGAAGAAACAGCUUGUGGAAGACAUGAGGACCAGGCUCAAGUUCUUCCAAGACACCGAGAAGAGCCUAAAGAGCCAGCUAGAGGACUUGGAGAAAAAGGUGAAAACCUUAUCAGAGGAGGCGUCCAAUAGGAAGGCCUUUGUGGAGUCCCUGAAGCGCCGCCUGCAUGUGGCCACCGAGGAGAAGAGACAGAAUGAGGCCACCAGCAGCAAGCUCCAAGAGGACCUGCAGAAAAAGGAGCAGAGGUUGCAGACGUUGCAGGCGCGUGUUGGGGAGAAGGAGAAGGCCAUGGCAGAGCUGCAGAGCGAGGCCUCCAGGCAGAUGCACGGGCUGGCACAGCAGAGCACCCAGGCCCUGGACAGCGCCCAGAAGAAGCUCGGCCUGGCCACCGCACAGCUGAAGCAGCUGCACACCUUCGUCCAGGUGCUCGCCCGUGAGAUGGAACGAGAUGUGCGGACCGCCAAGGUGGAGGUGCGAAAGAGGCGGAGGGAGAAGAGGGCCUGCAGUGAGGCAGAAGGCCGUCUGUCCAAACAGUCCAUGGAGCGAGCGCAGUCCAUUGCCGCAUCCAUCCUCAACGUUAGCCAGAGGGACCUGGCGGACAUUCUGGACACCGAUGAGGAGGCAGAGGAUGGCAGUGAAGAGCAGGACUGGCUGCAGUUCGUGUUGAAACUCCUCCAGCAGCAGAUCCCCUCUGCAGAGCUCCUGAUGGACGCCAUGCUGGCCAAGAUGAAGGAGAGGAAAGUGCUGACGGAGGAACUGGCCACGCUUGAAGCAGCAGUCAGCGAAAAAGCCUGACCGCAGGAGAGAGGGAGAGAGAGAGAAGAGAGAAAGUCUGUCAUCUUUCUCCUCUAGCAUUGGGAGUGCCCAGUCUCGCAGUGGGAGCCCCAUUUGGCUGCCAUUGCCAGGGCUGAAGAAGUGUUUUGAAGAACCCUUCAACCUCUCCAUUUCUCUCCUCACGUUUUUUUUUUUUUUUGUCUCAUAGUUCCUUUUUUGUCAAGAGUGGGCCAAUGCCAGUCUUGCAUUAAUAGUCUUCAGUCCGUCCACUCCUGUUCUGUGCACUCUUUAGUGUCGUGUGAAGUGUAUUUCGAGUGUCUCAGCUGGGGUUGUGUGGUCGCAGUCCCUCUGAUGCCAAAGAGGAGUUGUGCUGCUGGCUGCUGGCUGCUGUUGUGUUGUUGUGGUGGGUUGCAGGAUUCCCUCCACCACAGCAGGGGCUCUGCUUUCCACUUCAUCUCCACACCAGACUGUCCAAGCCAUUAAAUAAGGCCAGACCUGGAUGUUUUCAAUGAUAAAAUUGAUGCAGACUGUGAGAACUCUGGAAAAUCAUGGCAUCGGUUACAACUGCUCACUGAUCAUUUGUUAUGUCUAACUUAUUGCAUUUCAUACUUUUUAAAUAAAAAGUGUGUCAAUGAA